UAGAACUUUGAGUGGCGUUCCGACGAGGCGUAGCUAUAUUGCUUAUCAAUUAUACAUAUAAGUGGCGGAAUGACGGAGUCCCUUGCUUAAGUUUUCGUACAUAUAAAACUUAUAUUUAAAUAUAGUAUAUUGAUAUAGGAACGAUCGGAAAACUGCGGACAAAAGCUUAUUCUAAGGUGUAGAAUAAGCAGAACCUAUUCAGUAUUUUAUCGACGUUCAACCGGAACUGGCGAGGAAUCAACUGAAAAUGUCUGAGAAAACUGUCAAGUUGUUGAAUCCCCACCUGGAAACGGCGCCAUCGGAUUAUUUGUACCACUUGGAUAUCAAUGUGGCCAAUACUGGGGACACCACUGAGUUGCAGCACAAGUUCGGCGAUGUCAAGUUCAUCUGCGUGGGUGGAACGGGAUCCAGAAUGCGGCAGUUGGCCCUAUACCUACGAGAUGUCUUGGGAGUCCAAGAGUCCGGCGAUCCGGUGGAUUUGUGCGAGCGUGGCCAACGAUAUGCCAUGUACAAGGUGGGUCCGGUGCUGUGCGUGAGCCACGGCAUUGGAUCCGCCUCCUUCAGUGUCGUGCUCCACGAGCUGCUCAAGCUGGUCAAGUAUGCGCGGUGCCAGGAGCCCGUCAUACUCCGGAUCGGCACCUGCGGAGGACUCGGCGUGCCUCCCGGCACAGUGGUGGCCACCAAAAAUGCCUUCAAUGGCCUGCUUCGCAACGAGCAUGAGAUCGCUAUUCUCGGCCAGCGGGUGGUGCGACCGGCUCAGUUUUCCGAGGACGUGAACAAGGAUGUAAUUGCAUUCGGUGUCGACGCCAACGAUGGAUUUCAGACCAUAAGUGCCAACACAAUGGGAACAGAUUGCUUCUACGAAGGUCAGGGACGCAUCGACGGAGCCAUUUGUGAGUACACGGAGAAGGAUAAGAUGGAUUUCCUGCAGAAGUGCCACGACCUGGGAAUCCGGAACAUCGAGAUGGAGGCCAGCAUGUUCGCAUCCGUAACACAAAAAGUGGGGGUCAAAGCGGGCGAUGUCUGCGUGACCCUGAUCGAUCGCCUCAAGGGGGAUCAGGUUUCCAUCACAAUGGACCAGAAGCACGAAUUCGAGCAGCGACCCUUUUUGGUCGUGGGUCGCUAUAUUAUGAAGCUGCUGCAGCAGUGAAACCUCCAAAAAUUAUACAUCUUAUAUUGGAUUGCAAUAAAACUGCACUUACUCUGUGCCAUUCCAUUCCAGUUAA
Drosophila yakuba is the source of this 1226-nucleotide messenger RNA. Its product is annotated as uridine phosphorylase 1. NCBI's taxonomy places the organism in Eukaryota, Metazoa, Arthropoda, Insecta, Diptera, Drosophilidae. The record is from RefSeq and is a predicted model, not a curated record. Gene Ontology annotation, cellular component: cytosol; cytoplasm. Gene Ontology annotation, biological process: uridine catabolic process; nucleotide catabolic process. Gene Ontology annotation, molecular function: uridine phosphorylase activity. The transcript has 7 exons. Bases 248 to 1150 code for a protein of 300 amino acids.